ACCGGGGGAAACCAGGGGUGCGCUUUCCUGACCUACUGCGCCCGAGACUCCGCUAUCAAAGCUCAGACUGCCUUGCACGAACAGAAGACGCUUCCAGGGAUGGCCCGGCCGAUCCAGGUGAAACCUGCUGACAGCGAGAGCCGUGGAGGAGACCGGAAGCUCUUCGUGGGCAUGUUGAAUAAACAGCAGUCAGAAGAAGACAUUCUCUGCCUCUUUGAACCUUUUGGGGUCAUCGACGAAUGCACAGUGCUCAGAGGUCCAGACGGAAACAGCAAAGGUUGUGCCUUUGUUAAGUUUUCCUCGCACAACGAAGCCCAAGCAGCCAUCCAUGCUCUCCACGGCAGCCAAACCAUGCCCGGUGCUUCUUCCAGCCUCGUGGUGAAGUUCGCGGACACAGACAAGGAGCGGACGCUGCGACGAGUGCAGCAGAUGGUGGGGCAGCUUGGCAUCCUCACCCCGUCUUUCGCCUUGCCCUUCAGCCCGUACAGCGCCUACGCUCAGGCGCUGAUGCAGCAGCAGACGGUCCUGUCGGCUUCCCAGGGUAGCUUUCUCAGCCCCAGCCUCACUUUCUCGCCAUGCCACAUCCAGCAGAUUGGCACCGUCAGCUUGAACGGCCUGCCCGCUGCUCCAAUCACACCAACCUCAGGGUUACACUCACCUCCUCUGCUGGGCACAGCUGCUGUCCCAGGACUGGUCACCCCCAUCAGCAACAGCUUUGCAGGAAUGGUGGCCAUUCCCAGCAGCCACCCGGCCCUGGAGACGGUUUAUGCAAAUGGGCUGGUCCCCUGCACAGCAGACGUGGGAAAUGUAUUCACCUCCCUCUCCUUCCUUCCCCGCUUUGCAGCUGUCUAUCCUGCCACCGCCAUCACCCCAGUCGCCCAGGCCAUCCCUCAGCCUCUUCCUAUAAUUCAGCAGCAACAGCGAGAAGGUCCAGAAGGCUGCAAUCUCUUCAUCUACCACCUGCCUCAAGAGUUCGGAGACAAUGAACUGAUGCAAAUGUUUCUUCCGUUUGGGAAUAUCAUUUCCUCCAAAGUGUUUAUGGAUCGGGCCACAAACCAGAGCAAAUGUUUCGCUGCCAGCUGA
Notechis scutatus (mainland tiger snake) is the source of this 1083-nucleotide messenger RNA. Lineage: Eukaryota; Metazoa; Chordata; Lepidosauria; Squamata; Elapidae. The record is from RefSeq and is a predicted model, not a curated record.